GUGGACGAGUCUACCUGUUCGUUGACACUUCCGCAAUCAGGUCAACAACCAAAUCGCCACACCUUUCGUCGUUACUCACCUGUUCACGUGUGUUAUAAUAUAACAGUAACUAUAAUGUGUUAUUUGUGAUUUAUUCUAAUAUUAAAAUGGCAGCAGCUUAUUCCCAAAAGGUCAGCGGCCGACUUGGGGCACAAACUCAGAAAGUAAGUAGUGGCUCGCAGCCAAAUCUGACGGGCACGCUCAAUCGCACCCAAGUAGAGCGUCGCCCAGCUCAGUUUAUUUCGGCUAGGAGUCGUCUCGACUCCGAAAGCUCACUUCUCGAUGGGCGGUCAAGCCCGAACACUUUAAAACGUACGGCGAAAUCUCAAGACAGACUCAACAGUUCAAGCAGCACCCUCGGGGGCAGCAGGAGCAACUUAGCUCAGCUCAAGCCCGGCCAGAGGCCAUCGUUUGAUGACGAUGGUCGGAACAAUGCUCCUUACCCACAACAACCAGGAAACAGCCCCAACUACACAAAUGUGCCAACGUACAAAAACAACAGCUACAACGAUAACGACACGUACAGUCAGGUGUCCAGAGACAGGAACUCUCACAACAGCACCAGCAGUUUUUCUAGUGUGUCGUCUAGGGAAGCUGCAGCUAGAGAACCUGCAGCUAGAGAACUUGCAGCUAGAGAACCUGCAGCCAGAGACCCUGGUGCUGUCCCCCGCUCCAUCCCAACAACACCCACAACCCCCUUAGUGCAGGACAGCAAAUUUCAUGAAUUUGAGAAAGUGCGAGUGGACUACAUGAGGCGAGGCAAGCUUUAUGAAGACACUGUAUUUCUACCCAGCAAUACAUCUGUUUAUUUCAGCAGAGAACCUCCCAUACCUCUGGAGUGGACCCGGGCCAAGGAUAUAGCUCGUAGCAACAGACAAGCAGCCAAAUUUUUCUUGAACAACAUAGAUAACUUUGACAUUGUACAAGGAGAGUUAGGGGACUGCUGGUUCGUAGCUGCCUUAGCAAGCCUCGUCAACCCAGACCAUCGUGCCUUGUUUGAAAGAGUUGUACCUCCUGGCCAAAGUUUUGUAGAAAAUUGGUAUUCUGGUGUCUUCCGCUUCAAUUUUUGGCACUUUGGUCAGUGGAAGCAGAUUCUUGUGGAUGAUCUUCUGCCAACCUCCCGAGGAAAACUUGUGUUUGUACACAGCACACAGCUCAAUGAGUUCUGGUCUGCCUUGAUGGAGAAAGCUUAUGCCAAGCUGUAUGGGUCAUUUGAAGCUUUAAAAGGGGGACAACUGAUAGAUGCCUUGGCAGAUAUGACAGGUGGAGUAGCAGAACAUUAUGAUAUUAAAGGUGCUCUGCCCACCCUGCCAGCCAACAUAGUGAACAUCUUGUACAAGGCUCUAGAUCGCAUGUCAUUGAUAAGUUGUAACAUUGAUAGUCUUCAGACAACAACACUUGCUAAUGGCCUGGUGACUAGACACACCUACAGUAUAACAGACCUUAGAAGUAUCCGUACUGGCCAGCAGCCUGUGAACCUGAUCAGGUUACGUGACCCCCUGGGUCACAAUGAAUGGCGAGGCAGAUGGAGUGAGAGAUCUCAAGAAUGGCAACAGAUCUCACUAGAUGACAAAUCAAAACUUGGCCUCAUUAUAAGAGAUGAUGGAGAGUUCUGGAUGGAUUUGGAAGAUUUCCUGGCCACUUUUGACACUCUUGAAAUCUGCAACUUGCCAGCAGAUGCUCCACUUGACGUGCCAAAAAGAUGGCAUACAGUGGAGCAUCAUGGGAGGUGGAUUGAAAGUUUCAAUGCUGGUGGACGACCAAUCAAAGAAGGAACCCACUGGUCCAACCCACAAUAUCUACUGCAGCUCUAUGAGGUGGAUGAGGAUGAACAAAACCUCUGCACUGUUAUUGUUCAGCUGAUGCAAAAAGAUCGCAGAAAAAUUAAACAGAAAGGAGAGCAGUUCUUGUACAUUGGUUUUUGUAUUUAUCCUUGUGAGAAAGGCUACUCUCUCCCAUUAAAUAAAGAAUAUUUUGACCACCAUAGAGAAGUGGCCAGCUCUGGGUCAUUCCUCAACGCUCGCCAGAUAACCAAGAGAGUGAGCCUCCCACCUGGGGAAUAUGUCAUUGUUCCCUGUACUUGGGACCCUAAUGAAACAUCAGACUACUACAUCCGUUUCUUCUUUGAGAAAAAAAAUAUGGCUCAGUACUGUGAUGACAAACCAGAAAAAACAGAUGUUUCCCCUUCAUCUCCCCUUCCUGAGCCUAAGGCAGUGGAGGAAAACUUCCGAAGUUUUUUCUACAGGAUAUCAGGAGAGGACAUGGAGCUGAAUUCAUUCGAUCUCUGUGAUGCUAUCAAUGAGAACUUGAAAAGAGAUUCAUAUCAUUAUGAUGUGAGCCUUGAAGCUUGCAAAUCCUUUGUUGCUUUAAUGGAUUCGGAUGGCAGUGGACGCAUUGGAUUCCCUGAAUUCCAGGUGCUAUGGAGUCACAUCAGAAACUGGAAGAAAGUUUUCCUUGAAAAUGAUGUCAACAAUUCAGGUUUGAUCGACUCAAGAGACUUGAGACCAUGUGUCAAUGCCCUUGGUUACAAAAUUUCAAACAAAACAUUGGCGUCCCUUAUCUUUUGUUUUGCUGAUAAAAGUGGGAAGAUCAGACUGGAUGAUUUCCUUAUGCUAAUGAGUCGGUUGAUGAAAUCUUUCAACACAUAUCAAGAAUUCCAGAAAGAUGGGGUAGUAACUCUCUCACUAGAUCAGUGGCUGGAGAAAAGUGUCAAGUAAAAAUGUACUGGCUCAAGUUUCUUCAAGGAACCCAGUCUUCAAUACUGCUGGCUUGUCAUGUGCCUAUUUUAUUAUCUAAUCCAAGAGAGAUUUUUUGAUUUAAAGGAAUAUUUUUCAUGUUAUGUAACCGAAGAAGUACAAUGUUAUGCCUGUAUAUUGAAAGCAUGAUUUACAUUUGCAUGAACUGCUCAAUACUAAGAUGUAGACCUUUAUUACAAUAUUAGUAUUUUCAGCAUAAUACUUUAAGAAGUAAUUAUUGUUUUGCUAAAAAAUAUUAUAGGCCUACUUAAGUACUUUUUUCACAUGACAUUUAGGUUUUCAAUUUUUUGUUUUUGUAAAUAAUACAUCUAUUUAAAACAAGAAUUUUAAAUAUAAAAUAUCAUUAAAUAUAUUUUUUAAACAUUUUUAAAUAAAAUAUUUUACUUGUUUGUAAAUAAGGUUUAAUUACAGAAAUACCUUGAAUUUUGCCUUUAAUUAUUUAAUAUAUUUUAAAUUUAUUUGACAAAAUAUUUGGACAAAGUAAUAUUAAAUUACUUAAAUUAAUUCCACUAACAUACAAAUAAUAUUUUGUUUAAAAAAUGCAUAGUUCUGUAUAAAUGAAUUUACUAAUUUAAAAAACUAAAAGGAAAUUAGAUGUAGAACACUAUUUACAUCAACUUAAGCUAAAAGGCUGUCAUUAAAUGAUGCCACAUUUAUUAUACUGCAGUGCUAAUUGAUAACUAGUAUAUAUUCAAACCUCCAAAUUUGUUCCAGAGAAAUUUGGUCAUUUUUUUCAUUGCGAUUUUGCACAGGUACAUCCAGAUUUUCAUCUUCUUGAAUGUUCAAAUAACUAAUAAUUUUUCUAACAGAUAUUUUCUCCAAAAAUCUGGUCAUUUAAGUUCUAGAAUUAUGUUAGCUCAAAAUCUAGUGAGUACAAAACAUUAAUACUUUAAAAAAAAAGUUCACAAAAUUGUGAAAUUAAAUAGUAGGGUGCUGUGGCCUGCAAUUCAGUAUAAACAGGUUUAAUUUCUGUACAGUAUUAUAUUGCACAUUGCAAAAUUUGCUAUUUUUAGUAUUCACCAUUAAAAACAUUUCAUGCGCUGUGAAGAAUUAAUACUUGCUGUCUUUUUAAAACAAAUUAAAAUAAGGGACAUCCAUAUUUAUUUUGCUUCCCAUAAUGCCUUGUAUAUAUGAGCUUGCCAUAAUUUAUCAAGUAGGCCUACUGGUUGUGAUAUCAACUCUAACAAUAUUUCACUGUGUUGUAUAGAACAUUCCAUUUUUUAUAUUUCAUAUUUUAACACCCUGAGAUUUGUUUAGUUGCAUUUAUUUAUAAUAUAGUAGUUUUAGCAAUUAAAAACUGAUCACACUUGUAAUUAGAAUAAUCUUCAGAGAUCUGGUUUUUAUAUUCUUUGUUCAGAACAAAUCUCUUAUUAGGCUGAUAUUUUUAAAAGCACAAAUUUAGUUUUUUUAAAUAGCUGUAACAUUCCAGUUAUAGAGCUGUCUAAUGAUACAUUCUGUGAUCAUGAUAAAUUUUCCUCAGUUCUGAAAAUUUCUGUGUAAAAUUUUUUGAGUUAAAUUUCUUGUAUUUAAAGUAGAACUGUGGGAUCAUAAAGAAAU
Molecule: messenger RNA, 4352 nt
Organism: Physella acuta
Lineage: Eukaryota; Metazoa; Mollusca; Gastropoda; Physidae
Product: calpain-9
Biological process (GO): proteolysis
Cellular component (GO): cytoplasm
Molecular function (GO): calcium-dependent cysteine-type endopeptidase activity; calcium ion binding
Source: RefSeq, a predicted model, not a curated record